Molecule: messenger RNA, 2305 nt
Organism: Periophthalmus magnuspinnatus
Lineage: Eukaryota; Metazoa; Chordata; Actinopteri; Gobiiformes; Gobiidae
Gene: mrs2
Product: magnesium transporter MRS2
Exons: 12
Coding region: 490-1824 (444 amino acids)
Biological process (GO): mitochondrial magnesium ion transmembrane transport
Cellular component (GO): mitochondrial inner membrane
Molecular function (GO): magnesium ion transmembrane transporter activity
Source: RefSeq, a predicted model, not a curated record
GAUCUUUGCUCCGCGUGUUGCAUCUUGGUCGCACUCAUUGCUCUUUCUCAAGUCAAUCAAAGUGUUGACUGUCUAAUGUUCUUCAAGAUGUAAACAUGAAUCCCACGGUUGGAUCUUACUCGUUUUAAGUGCGUCGCUGAGUUUUUUCUUCAGUUUUUAUGCGCUGCCUCUUGUCAAAGCGGUCAAAGGCGCACACAGAGGUUUUAAGCUAGCUGCACAUUAGCAAACAUGUUCGGAAAACCAAUGACAGCAGCAGAAGUUAAGAAAGUAGGACAACGCAAGUGCACAGUGUAUUUUUUUUCCUCGGGAUUAUAAAGGAACAUAAAACGCUUAGUUAAAGUUGCAACAGGACAAUUGGGGAUCCUGUCACUUCUUCGCAAUGUUAAAACACGGAAUGUCAAAUGGGAAGACAUCAGAUAUCACGAGAAGCAUCAUUGUUUGAUCUAUAGGCUUUCUCUAGUUAUUAAGGCCUACAAAUAUACAGUGAAGAUGCUGUUCUCUGGAUGCAGGGCGUGCGUAAGGACUUAUUUUCCUUUUAGUGUAAACUUAAGUUCAAAGCGUGUUCCCAGACUGCUCACUUUGGGUAUAAUAAGAACUUUGGUUACAACGAGUCGAGCAGAUGCCUCCUCACAGAAGCUUUGCACUUCACAUGGAAAUAAACUGGGAUGGUGCAGGACGCGUUGUCAAAAAAGAGCUUUUACCAUCAAUCAGCAAUUGUGUCAUUUUGGUGGGCAAGUUCAGAGGAGCUUGCUGCAGGUUGGAGCUGCUUGGCAUGUUUGCCCCAUUCGCCAUGCAGUAUCUGAAGCAUCUCCCUCCAGUGUGGCUCCUACUUUUAUUGUGAUGAGAUUUGACCAAGAAGGAAAUGUCACAACGUUUGAAAAGAAGAAGACAGAGCUUUGUCAGGAGCUGAGUUUGCAGGCCCGAGAUCUCCGCUUUCAGCACAGCACAAGCCUCACUGCCAGGAACAACUGUAUUAUCAUCAGAAUGGAGUCCCUAAAAGCCAUUGUGACUCUGGAGAGCCUUCAGGUUUUGGACUUUCGAGGCGUGGGACUGGAGAGAUGGCUGGUGCUGGAGCUCGCCCCACAGCUGGCUACUCAAACGUACUCUCUCCCUUUUGAGUUCCGCGCUCUGGAGGCCAUACUGCAACACCGGGUUAAUGCUCUCCAGAUCCGGUUAAAUGAGGUGGAGCCUGUAAUAUUGGACACACUGGAAUCUCUAGUCGACCCAAAAAUUCUUUCUGCUGACCGAAGCAAGCUACAUGUUCUACUUCAAAACAGCAAGAGUUUGUCAGAGUUUGAAACAGACAUAAAAGUUUUCAAAGAUUCGUUGCUGAAGAUCUUGGACGAAGAUGAGAUGAUUGAAGAACUUUGUUUAACCAAGUGGACUGACCCAAGAGUUUUUGAAGAAAGCAGCCUGGGUAUUGACCAUGCUGAGGAGAUGGAAUUGUUGCUAGAGAAUUAUUAUAUGCAGGCAGAAGAGCUGGGGAAUAAGGCCAGAGAGUUAAAAGGACUAAUAGACGACUCUGAAAGUGUUAUCUUUAUCAAUCUGGAUAGUCAUCGAAAUGUUAUGAUGCGUCUCAAUCUACAGCUAACAAUGGGCACAUUUUCCCUCUCUUUGUUUGGUCUAAUCGGAGUGGCGUUUGGUAUGAACCUGGAGUCAUCAUUUGAAGAGGAUCCCAGAGUUUUUUGGCUCGUCACGGGUUUUAUGUUUUUGGGGAGUGGGUUAAUUUGGAGGAGACUGCUUUCAUUUUUGGGACGCCAUCUAGAGCCUUCACUGAUCCCUCCAGUGUGGAAAAGAAAUCUUAAAGGUGGUGGAAUGAGAUGAUCCUUUUUUCUGCUUUGUAAAAAGCCAUUGAGCUGCUGAGGACCUGACCCUUACCUCAUUUUGGGACUUUGAAGUCCUAAUUUUAUUUAACAUAAAACAGAUGAUUUGCUGUGUGAUAGAGUCCAGUAGAGGUCAGCAUUGCAUUUACCUCCAUCACCCACUGUGGUUUAUUCCUAAAAUAUAUACAAUAUGUAUAUUUAUAUGUGCACAUGUAACAGAACUUCAAAGCAAAAUUAAAGUUUUUAUUACAUCUACAAUGAGUAAUAUAGCUGUAACCGUACCUAUGUCAGAGAAAAAUACUGCCAUCAAAGGCAUUCUGUCUGAACAAAACUAUAAUAUAAUAUGAUUUUAUUUUUUGUAAGUUGGUAGAAAUCAACAUAAUAAAACUAUUUUGUUAAGUAAAAUGCCUUUUUUACGGGUGAGUUGACACUUUAAAACCCUAAGUUUGGUACCCAAAUAAAUGAAUUAUGCUCAAAACCCA